AUGCCGCACCUGGCAUCACACGAUGACCCCGAACAGGAGGAGAGGCCACGGAGUGUUUCGUCCAAUGUGGCGGUGGCGGUGGUGCGUCACGCAGAGCGAGCAGAUGCCUCCAGCACCUUUGACACCUGGUGUACCUCCGACGAUGCCGCGGCCUUCCCUUGGGAUCCGCCCAUUACGGAGCGGGGCUUUCAACAGACCAGCUAUUUGGCUCAGGAACUCGCUUCGAAACAUGUGGAUUUCAAGGUGAUUAUCACAUCGCCCUUUCUGCGUUGCUUGCAGACCGCCAUGGUCUUGGCAGAAUAUUUUGAUGCCGACGUGUUAGUGGACAACGAACUGGGAGAAGUGAUGAAUACUGAAAUCUUCGAGACUGCCCCGCCCUUGCCACCUCGCCCUUGGACCAAGGUGACAGCAGCCUUGAAGACCAAUUUCUGCACAGAUCGUUUGAAGGCGGGUCGCUUCAUGGGCAAAGCACCUCAGUGGCCUGAGUCCUCUCAGCGGGCGCGCUUGCGCUAUGCCAACCGCUUUUUGGAGUAUUUGCGCCGCGCCAGACAUACCAAGAAGAGCUGCUUAUUGGUCACGCAUGGGCACAUGGUGCAGGUCUGUGCCACCAUUCUGCCCGCCACAGCGUCCCGACGCGUUUUGAGCGUCGACUACGCCGCGGCUGUGUUGGCGGUGUGCCAUCGGGCGGGGCGAGGCGAUAUCGCAGAAAUGCAGGGCAUGUCAGCGAUGAUGGGGUCCAAAGAAGCCGUGAACUCCAAAAGUUCUUCCUUUCAUUUGCCAAAAAUAUCGAAGAGGGAAGUGGAAACAGAUCAGCAGAGCCAACUGCAGGAGGGGAAUGAAUUGAUGCAACAGGCCAGGUUGAAGUACUGGGACGUGUGGUUGGAAGGCGUGCGCACGGUGAGCACCUCAACCAGAGUACCACAAGUGCUUCAACAGGUGCACCAAUUCCAGGAAUCCCUUGGACGAAGUUAUCAGGACAUGGUGCGGCUGCUGGGUGUGUUACCUCCUCCCGAAGAGUUUGGCGACGGCGACCAGGCCAUAUCCGAAAGUGCCGACAGCAUCGAUUGCCAAACCACCAGCUCACUGGCCAUGUAUCAAGAUCCCUCCAUGAUUCCCAGCUCACCCAGAUCAGCGGUCAGUGGCAAAUCUGGCAGAUCGACGCCAUCCGUGGCGCCAUCGUUGCCACGGAUGAAUGUGAAAACCUUCAAAGAAGUUGAAUUGAGUCUUCCCUCCAGCAGUCUGGCCGCGCGCCGGGCCCGCAAGUCAGAUUCAGGUGCCCUUGGCCUUAGCCUCGCACCCCUUGGACCUGCCAGCAGCGAUCCAAUCUUGGAAGUUGAGCCGAUGGAGUCGCAGGCCAAAGGAGUGGAUGAGAAUGUCUUUUCAACACUGAAGUCGUUUCACGACUUUGAUGCCGAUGCAUCCGGGGAACUGUCCACCAGUGAGGUGCAGGCGGUCUUGGAGGCCAUGGGAUGCUCACCCUUCAAGGGGACUCUCCAGAGGCUCAUCGAUGCGGUUGACGCCAAUGGCUCAGGCACCUUGGACUUCAAUGAGUUUCUCUCGUUGCUCUUGGUCUACCGCCAGACCGAUGGCUUUAGUCACAAGGAGAUUCGACAGAUGCACCGUAGCUUUUGUCGCUUCGCUAUGGCAGAUGCAAACAAUGUCAAGAAGGUGGCGCUGGGGCCGCUGGAGCUGGUGCCUCACUAUCGUUUGUCCAAUGCCUUGAUUUUCGAGUUCGGAGCGCAAGCCGCCGACUUGGCCAGGCAAUUGGCCAAACAAGAUCAGCGGAUCAUGCGCCGCGGCAAGUCGCUGUGGAUGAUGGCGUCUUCGACGACCGUGGCAAAAAACGAAGGUCCUGCAGGCUUAACCUUUCGACAGUUUGUGACAUGGUCUCGGCGGAUGAAGGAAGCGGAGAUCAAUGAAUACGUGCGGCAGUUUAAGCGCUUCGAUCAGAGCCAAGAUGGAGUGUUGGAUCGGUCGGAGGUGAAGCAAGUCCUCAAAGAGAUGGGAUAUAUGCCCUUGCGGUCGAACAUCCAAGACCUCUUUCGCUCCGUCGAUGCGGAUGGUGAUGGCACAGUGAAUCUUGAAGAGUACCUGGAUUUGAUGGAGUAUUUCAAGCGAUGGGAUGGCUUCACGAGGGAGGAGGCUGCUGAGCUCCUGACCAUCUUCAAGAGGCACGCUAGCACGGAUGGAGAGAUUUCAACCAUGCAGAUUAUGGACAUUCUGCGAGCCAGUGGUCGUACCAACAGCUUGCGCAAGACCCAGCAGUUGGUGGCCAAGGUUGAUGUGGAUGAGACGCACUCCCUGGAUUUCAAGGUGUGGCUCGAGCCAAUGGUGUCUGCCAUGACGAACUUCUCGCCUAACCUGGCAGAUGUGGUCCACUCCAAACCUAGUGAGAUAGAGUUGGGCAACGGCGACGAAGCGAUCUUCGACGAGGACGACCUGCCGAGCCGCGGCAACACGCGCGACGACGCCGUUCUGAUGGACGCCUUGGACGGCGAGGGCGACUUCGAUCAGCCCCUGCCACCCAAGGCGCCACGGGCGCCGCGUUUCCCAGGGCUCUCAGCCGGAACCAGCCCGGCAGUGAGCGUAUCCGGAGAUUUUCGACGCUUAGUCCAGGAGUUGAUCCAGCAACAUAUCGCAGAAGUCUCUGAAGCACAACGGGCCGGUGCCCCAGGCGUCUUCGACAGCACCUUGGAACCGUUGGGAUCCUCUUCGCGUCUCCUUGGCGGUGUGGAAACAGAUGAGUUUCGCGGCGAUAGCUUCCAGGAGGCCGUUGAAGCUGCUUCCAUGUCACUUCCACUGGGCGUGCUCCCCAGGGGAUCGCCUGCGGUGACAGCCUCGGAACUUUGCCAAAAAUAUGCAUCCAUGUCGGUUCCGUUGGGUUCCUACGCCCGGGUGCGACGGAAUUCGGCCUCAGAAUUGAUGUGUCAGCAACACAUGGGAAAGGAACUACAGGCGGGACCUUUGCUACAAGCCCUGGACCACCAUCCGCAGUUCAUGGACGCAGUCCGGAGCAUGUCACAGAAACGAUCGUCCAGCAAUCCAUUGAUUACCAUCAGUCGUGAGGAAACUCCCCUGAAACCACCACGAAACUCAGCUUCCAUGACCUUCUUUGACACCAAAGAUUUUCCAGAUGUCGAAAGCCUCACAUGGUACGGACGAUUGGCCGAGUGGCUGCAAUCUUCAUCCUUUGAGGGUAUUAUUGCAGUAGCGCUGCUGGCGAAUGUCCUGUGGAUGGCGGUGUCAUUGCAGGUGAAUGGAGGGAAGACUGGCAACGAGUUAGGGAUCAUCAAUGAUGAGAAGGUCACUGCAGACAGCGAUGAGUGGAAGAUCCUGACUCAGGUGGUGGAUACCUUUUUCGCAGUCUUCUUUGCAUCAGAGGUGACUCUAAGGAUUGCCAUCUUGCGUUGCAAAUUCUGGCGUGUGUGGAUGAACUUCAUCGAUGUCUUGGUCAGCCUGGCAGCGAUUGUCGAAGUGGCCUUUGUCUACACCGUGAAGCUGCCGGUGGAGCCCAUGCUCUUCCGCUUGCUCCGCGUGGGGAAGCUGAUUCGCGCCAUCCGCAUGGUUGCCAUGACUAGCGUCCUGGCCUCAUUGCAGCUCUUAGUAAAAUGCUUGGUAGCGAGCAGGGAUAUGUUGUGGUGGAGCUUUUGCUUGUUGGCCUUCGUUCAGUGUGUGGCAGGAAUGAUCCUGAGCACCCUUUGCCAAGACUUUUUGUCGCAUGAAGAGUAUGAUAGCGCUGUACGCAAAGAAGUUUACAUGUACUACGGCACGUUCACUCGCACCGUUUUGACGAUGUUUGAGAUCCUCUUCGCUAAUUGGUCUCCGCCGUGCCGAGUGCUGGUGGACAACUUGAGCGAAUGGUUUUCCAUUUUUUUCCUGUUGUAUCGAUGCGUCCUUGGCUUCGCUGUUCUCAACGUCGUCAACGCCGUGUUCGUGCAACAGACCAUGAAAACUGCCAGCUCAGAUGAAGAGCUCGCCUUCCGACAGAAGGAACGAGACAAGGCGAUGUACACCAGGAAAGUGAAGAAAUUGUUUCGGGCCAUGGAUUUUUCCGGAGAUGGGUCCAUUAGCAUCGAGGAAUUUGCCAAGCUGGUUGCUUCACCCAAGCUUCAAUUUUGGAUCAGCCAAUUGGAACUGGAAUACCAUGACUUGUUGAGUCUCUUUGAAUUUCUUGACAACGGUGAUGGCCAGAUCACUUUGAAUGAAUUCAUCGAGGGAGCCGCUCGUCUCCGGGGCACAGCUAAAGCCCUGGACGUAUGGCGGAUGGAAACCAAAGUGGGGGUCUUGUUUGAGGAGGUGCUGAAUGUGUUGAAGGGUAAAAACCCUGUGCCCGUGGAUUCAGAGGAUCUGGUCCAAGACGUCUUUGACCAAUCACUUUUCAAGCACAUCCAGACUACCGCGCGAUCGCGGCAAGUCUCGCCCGAAUAA
Molecule: messenger RNA, 4428 nt
Organism: Cladocopium goreaui
Lineage: Eukaryota; Dinophyceae; Suessiales; Symbiodiniaceae
Source: the annotation of a GenBank genome assembly